CAUCUUCUGACAAUAUGUAAACAAUUUAUCUAGGACAACUUAUCAGCUGUGACAAUUGCACUAUGCAUUGAAAACUAUACGCCCACACGCAUAAACAUUCUUAUUCUAAACAAUGAACAUUGUACACUAGUUUAAACAAUCACCAUGGCUUCCUCACCCUCAUCGGUCGCAUCUUGCUGCAUUUCUAGAGUCUCUGGCGACGACAGCUCUGAAGACAACGUGUUGCCAGAAACUUUACAAAAUCAACAAAUAUAUCUAGCUUUAAACAAGGAAGCCACUGAAGAAGAACUUGAAACUGCAGUAGCAAAAUGUAAAGAACUAGUACUGGAAUGUGAUAAUCUAUCGCCAGAACGCAAAUGGUUAGUACGGCAUCUCAUUGAGCUCCGAUUACGGCUGCAGGAAUGGCGAGAGGCAAAAGAUGACCCACAAGUUGGCUGUUGUAGACAUCCAAGAAAUCGAAGUGGCAUAUCCAAAAGAACAAUAAAAGGCCACCAUUUUGUUCUACAAUCAAUCAUUAAGAGAGGAAUCAGUAAGGACUGUGAUCACUGUACAGGUACCAUUUGGAAUUUUGUACAAGCUUGGUACUUGUGCGAUGAUUGUGGCUUCAACUCUCAUCACAAAUGCUUGUCUUCCAUAAUCCGCGAAUGCGCGCACGUCACCGCCACCGAGCAAGGCCAAUACGAGUUCAAAAUCUGCCCGGAAAUCGGCCUCUCCGCCCAAAAAUAUAAAUGUGCCGAAUGUAAAACCAGUUUACCAAUCGCCUUACCUAAAGGAAUAUUAUGCUUUGCUAGGUAUUUAUUCACAGGUAAUACUUGGAUAGAGUCCCAAACACGUCGUUGUGACUACACUGGCUUAUAUUAUUGCUCUGGCUGCCACUGGGGCGGUGAAGCAGUCACCCCAGCGCGCAUUAUCCACAACUGGGACUUUGAACAGAAACCAGUUUGUCAGGCCACCCUGCAGUUAAUCAAAGUAACCCUCACAAGGCCUAUCAUAAACUUAGAGAAACUCAACCCGAAACUAUUCGCAAUCGUACACGAGCUGGAUUUAGUACGACGUACACGCAUCGAGUUAAAUUUAAUGCGGAAAUAUUUACUGGUAUGUCGCGAGGCGCAAAAAGAUCAUUUAUUAUGGAAAAGUGUAGAUACACCACACCUAAUUGAAACAACAGAUCUCUAUAGUCUUGUGGAUCUUUAUGAGGCCAGUAAUGGUGAAUUACCAUCAAAAUUACUGAACUGGGCAUCGAUUUUUAUCAAACACAUCAAAGAAACCUGUGAAGUGUGUCGUGGACGUGGCCACAUAUGCGAGAUUUGCUUCAACGAUGAAGUUUUAUACCCGUUUGACACUUCUGCUGUGGUUUGUGAACAAUGCAAUGCUGUCCUGCAUAAAAUCUGCUUCUCCAGGACAAACGAAUGCCCGAAAUGUGUGCGUAUCAAGAAGCGGUUAGAGAAACAGACUUUGUACCUAUAUGAUGAUGAUGAUGAUUGUGAUUAAUGCUACAAUAAUGAAAUCCACGUGCAAAAUUAA
Dalotia coriaria is the source of this 1524-nucleotide messenger RNA. RefSeq names its product differentially expressed in FDCP 8 homolog (gene DEF8). The record is from RefSeq and is a predicted model, not a curated record. Bases 145 to 1491 code for a protein of 448 amino acids. Lineage: Eukaryota; Metazoa; Arthropoda; Insecta; Coleoptera; Staphylinidae. The transcript is spliced from 6 exons.